UUCCCAGCUACAGACUACGUAGCUCUACGCAAAACAUGCACUAUAUUUUCUGUUAAACUUAAUGCAUUAGCAGUCCUCAAAGCAAAAGUAAAUUUAUUAGGAUAUUUUGAGAUAAGAUCAAGGAAGAUAUUAAUCCUCCUUUUGGAUUAUGGAGCUAUACUAAACUAUUAGUUUUAGAAUUUAUGAUAAUUUUACCCGGUCGCAGAAUGCAUCCGAAUACGUAGCCACAAGAGAACAAUUAAGCAUGAGAAAAUCCUAGAAUUUGGAUACCCAGCCGAGCGCUAUGAUGCAAUUACCUCAGACGGGUAUAUUUUGGAAGUGAACAGGAUACCCCAUGGUAAAAACCAGGGUCCUCAACGAGACAGGCCUAUCGUGUUCAUGAUGCACGGUCUGACGGGCUGUUCUAAUUCAUUCGUAGAGUUGGGCCCUAAAUAUGCUUUAGGUUUCAACUUUGCGGAUGCCGGCUAUGACGUGUGGAUUGGUAAUGCAAGAGGUGUUGGAAACUCCCGCCGUCACAUUUCUUUGAACCCCGACAAUAGAAUCGACAAAUACGACUUCUUUGAAUUCACUUAUGAAGAUAUUGGUCUCAAGGAUCUACCAGCAAUGAUUGACUUUGCCUUGAAUCACACCGGACAAAGCAAGAUCCAUUACAUUGGCCACUCGCAGGGUGGUACUGCAUUUUUAGUUCUCAACUCCAUGAAACCAGAAUACAAUGAUAAGUUUAUCGCUGCCCAUCUACUGGCUGGUAUUGGAUAUAUGAAUUACUUCCCAAACUCAUCGCUGAAACGCGCGGCUUAUUUCACUAACACUAUCUAUACUCUUGCAAGAACAAGUGGUAUCGUAGAGAUUUAUGGACCAGACUGGGAUGAAAGCCGCUCCAGCGCUGCAAUGAGUAAAGCUGACAAUGGCCAGACUGCUAGAGAAUCAUUGGAAGAUAUUAUUGAGGAACUAGUUAGUGAUGCAGAUUUAAUAGCUGGAUCGUCUGUGAAACAAUUCGCACACUAUGGACAAAAUAUAAACGACAGAAAAUUCAGGAGAUGGUACUAUUCGCCACUCACAAAUCUAAUUGUGUACGGCAGAUCUGUCCCGCCAGAAUACGACCUCAGCAAAGUUACCGUCAACACCAUCAUGCACUACACCAUUGGAGAUGAUCUGCUUGAUGAAAGAGAUGUAAUUUCCAUGGCGAAUGCUAUGCCUAAUGCAAGAGUCCGCAGAGUUGCUAAGGACGAUUUCUCUCACGUUGAUUUUGUCGCGUCUUCCUACGUUAAGUAUCUCGUUACUGAAUACAUUCUUGAUGAUCUACGUAGACGAUGAUUUUAAGAAAAAUAAACAUGUGAAGAUA
Leptidea sinapis is the source of this 1342-nucleotide messenger RNA. RefSeq names its product lipase 3-like. Lineage: Eukaryota; Metazoa; Arthropoda; Insecta; Lepidoptera; Pieridae. Gene Ontology annotation, molecular function: hydrolase activity, acting on ester bonds. The coding region runs from base 379 to 1314 and encodes 311 amino acids. The record is from RefSeq and is a predicted model, not a curated record. The transcript has 5 exons. Gene Ontology annotation, biological process: lipid metabolic process.